CAGCAGGAGGAAACGCUACAAAGCAAUAAUUAACUAAGCUUUUCCAUAAUACAAAAUUUCAUAUUUUUUUUUUAUCAACGGAAUUAAUAAUAUUUGAUCGUCAAAAUUUAACAAAUGGACACGCCCGAUUGGAACUCAAAGUCGGUAGGCGACAAUGUGUACGAACCGUCGGAAGACACGUUUUUAUUGCUGGACGCUCUAGAGAAGGAUUUAGAUGCACUGAACAAAACUAUCGUCCAAGACGGCGGCGGCGGCGGAGGUGGUUUGAUUUUGGAAUUGGGAAGCGGUUCGGGCGUGCUGACGGCGGCAAUGAAAAAAGCACUGGGUUCGAAUGUUCAUUGUGUGGCCGUCGAUAUAAACCCGGCGGCGUGUCUGACAACACUCGAGACAUGCUCCCUCAACAAUGUCGAUGUGGACGCCGUGAACGCCGAUUUACUAAACUGGAUGUGGAAAUCCAGAUGUGUCGACGUGAUACUCUUCAACCCUCCGUACGUACGGUCUAUGGCCGACGACGACGAGCGGCCCGACGAUGAAAACUACAUCGGUCGAGCUUGGUGCGGCGGACCGGAAGACGGAGCCGACGUCAUUAGAGAAGUGCUACCACAAAUCGACAGGGUCUUGGCCGACAACGGUGUGUUUUAUUUGUUGAUGAUCGACUACAACCGACCCGAAGAAAUCGCCAAGCUCAUGCGUGACGAGUAUUCGAUGGGCCACACUGUUGUCAUGUCACGACGAGUGCCCGGCGAAUCUUUGGUCGUCUACAAAUUCCGUAGACUUUGAAUAGCGUUACGUGUUUCUCCCUCUUGUGUUAUGUGUUCAGCGGACGAGCCACUGCGGCCAUUCCUGCAUAUCAAAAUUAUUAUUAUUAUAUUACUAUUGUUAAGCGUAAACUAUAUUGUAAGCAUACUACUACUGUACCGUAUUAUAAUUAAGUCGAUUAAGUAUAAUAAAUAAAAUAACCGAAAAACAUGCCACCCCCCCGUAAGAAAAAAAAACAGCCAUAUAUUAUUGUAAUAAAAAGUCUAAGUAUGUUAAUAUUAUUAUUGUAAAAACCACUAUAAACGAUUUAUCUUAAACUUUGGGCGUUUGUGUAUGUCAACGAAAUCGAUUAUUGUGUAUUAAACAAGAUUGGGAAAAUUCAAAAAUUCCAUACACAGUACACCAUUUAGACAUACGACGUCGUAUUAUACUAUUACAGCUAACGGGUACGUAUUUUAAAAUUUCCAGGGCUAAUACUUUUUACUGCUCUCUCUCUCUCUCUCUUGCUGCAAUCCUACAGGUCUAUAAUAUUGUAAUAAUUAUUUGUUACAACAAUUAAAAACAAGUAAUAUGAAACGUUAAAG
Molecule: messenger RNA, 1343 nt
Organism: Adelges cooleyi (spruce gall adelgid)
Lineage: Eukaryota; Metazoa; Arthropoda; Insecta; Hemiptera; Adelgidae
Product: methyltransferase N6AMT1-like
Exons: 4
Coding region: 115-780 (221 amino acids)
Biological process (GO): lysosome localization; synaptic vesicle exocytosis; intracellular protein transport
Cellular component (GO): synaptic vesicle; eRF1 methyltransferase complex; BLOC-1 complex
Molecular function (GO): SNARE binding; protein methyltransferase activity; nucleic acid binding
Source: RefSeq, a predicted model, not a curated record